UGGUUUUCCGCGGACAUUUUUAGUGAGACACUUGGGACAAACCAAAGGUUUAGAGAAGAUUCGACUUUUAACCUUUUUCUCAGACAGUUCCACCAACAUUUAAACUGUAAACACAAGCACUCUACUAAAAUGAACGAACCAGAAUCAAAAUAACAUUAUGUUCGGCAUCUAAACGGAUUAAGGCCCUGAAGCAAAGGUUCCUCUCAUAGACCACUCCGUGUGACUUCCUUCCUCUGCCAUAACAAACAUCUCACACGCGUGAAGUUGUGUCCACUCGGAUGUCCACGAACAGAUCGCUGACACAUUUUAAUGACUAUUUUACCGUGUAAAAGUAUAUAAGAUGGGAAAGAAGAAGACUCGUGGAGAAGGUUCAGGGUUGGGGAGAGCUUUAUUAAAGGAGAGACUAAACGCAGGCCGUGGAUACAGAAGAAAUGACACAUGGCUUCACACCAGUGAACUGAACGAUGGAUAUGAUUGGGGUCGACUCAACCUACAGUCUGUCACGGAGCAGAGCUCUAUGGAUGACUUUCUGGCCACAGCUGAACUUGCUGGAACUGAAUUUGUUGCAGAGAAGCUGAACAUAAAAUUUGUCCCAGCUGAAGCGAGGGCUGGCUUGCUUUCUGCUGAGGAGUCCACACGAUUAAAGAAGCUCCAUGAGGAAAACAAACAGUUCUUACGAAUUCCCCGGAGGCCUCUCUGGGACGAGAGCACAAGCCCCGAGGUUCUGCAGCAAAACGAGAGGGACAGUUUCCUUAUAUGGAGAAGAGAACUGGCUCGGUUGGAAGAGGAACAGAAGUUGAUUCUUACCCCUUUUGAGAGGAAUCUUGAUUUCUGGAGGCAGCUUUGGAGAGUUAUCGAGAGGAGUGAUGUUGUGGUUCAAAUCGUCGAUGCCAGAAACCCGCUUCUCUUCCGCUGUCCAGAUCUCGAAAAAUAUGUAAAAGAGGUCUCGGUUCAUAAAGUGAACAUGCUUCUGCUGAACAAAGCCGACCUCCUCACUAGAGAACAACGGCGAGCUUGGGCCCGAUACUUCCAGAAAGAGGGCAUCCGAGCGGCGUUCUGGUCUGCUUUGGCUGAGGCACAGCGACUUGAGGCCGAGGAGAAGGGAGAAGAGCCGAUGGACCAAGAGGAUCAGAGCGAUACAGAACAGGAAGCAGCCUCCAAAAAUGUCACAGAUCUUCAUGAGGAUCCUAAUCCUAAUGAAGAGGAAGAUGAAGAGGAAGGAAGAGUCUUUGUCGAUGAGACAGAAUGGCAGACGUGCUCUGAGGAAUCCGGAGAUGAAGAUCACUCUGAGGAGAAACCGGAAUCCACAGCCGUUUCAUCUUUCUACAACUCCAGCCGUUUGUUACGCAAAAAUGAGCUGCUGGAAAUGUUUAAGGGUGUGCACUCUGGGCCGACAUGCAAAGAUGGACAAAUCACAGUCGGACUGGUGGGAUAUCCUAAUGUUGGAAAAAGCUCUACCAUCAACACCAUCCUGAGAAAUAAGAAAGUCUCCGUUUCAGCAACACCUGGACACACAAAGCAUUUUCAGACUCUGUUCGUUGAUCCUGGUCUCUGCCUGUGUGAUUGUCCCGGACUGGUCAUGCCUUCUUUUGUGUCCACCAAAGCUGAGAUGAUUUGCAGCGGGAUCCUACCCAUCGAUCAGAUGAGAGAUCAUGUUCCAGCCGUCUCUUUGGUAUGUCAGACUAUCCCUCGAUCUGUGCUGGAGGGGACCUACGGGAUCAACAUCAUCAGACCAAGAGAGGACGAGGCCCCCGAUCGCCCCCCCACCCACGAGGAGCUGCUCAUGGCAUAUGGAUAUAUGAGAGGUUUCAUGACGGCACACGGCCAGCCAGACCAAUCAAGAUCAGCCCGUUACGUCUUGAAAGACUAUGUGAAUGGUAAACUGCUUUACUGCCACUCUCCACCCCACAUCAACCCUAAAGACUUUCAGCCUCAGCAUGCCAGGUUUACCAGACCGAGCGGAGGAGUCGGACAGAUCAGCAGCGACGCCGGCAAACCAUCGAAAGUCAAACGCAUAGAGAACACAGUGGAUAAACAUUUCUUUCAUCAGGAAAACGUGCAGGCGCUGACCAAGGGUGUGCAGAUGGUGAUGGGUUAUAAGCCCGGAAGCGGUCCUGUUGGACCUGGAAGUGCAAACACAGAACAGACUGGUAAACCCUGGAAAAAACAUGGCAACCGGAACAAGAAGGAGAAAGUGAGAAGACUCAAUAAACAUCUGGAUGCAUAAUAAUCCCUAUACUAAGAUUUUUUUUUUUUUGAUCGGAUACUCUUUAAUGCAAAGACUUUAAUUUCACCAUGUCUUAUACCUGGAUGGGAUUAAAAAGUGCUGCUGGACAUUCCCCUUUGUAUGAAAUGUCAUCACUCAUAAUAAUAAACGAUCACUCUGUGUUUAAUCAGUGUACUGGAUGAAGAAAGUAAUGGACACAGACAAACGCUAAUAAAUAAAGAUCUCAUCAUGAUGUCCUUAAAAGCACUUUUGUUAUUUACUAAAAUUAUUGAUUUGAUUUAUUGAAUACGUGGUUGACUAACAAAGCUGACAAUGAUCAUAUAUGAAGAGUUUUUCAGUGCAAUUCUCUCUAAAUUCUCUCUUUCUCUCUCUAAAGCCUUAUGAUUAGUACUGUGUUUUUGAGAGAGCAUGAAAUUGUAUGGUAGUAAUAGACAAACGUUACAUUUUUAAGGGAAAUAUUUAUGUAAAUCUAUAAGAUAGAACGUGUAUAUUUUGAUGCGUAGAUUUGUCAUUAAAUCGUGCAAGUUUCUUACUA
Molecule: messenger RNA, 2762 nt
Organism: Puntigrus tetrazona (Sumatra barb)
Lineage: Eukaryota; Metazoa; Chordata; Actinopteri; Cypriniformes; Cyprinidae
Gene: lsg1
Product: large 60S subunit nuclear export GTPase 1
Exons: 14
Coding region: 341-2227 (628 amino acids)
Biological process (GO): ribosomal subunit export from nucleus
Cellular component (GO): cytosol
Molecular function (GO): GTPase activity; GTP binding
Source: RefSeq, a predicted model, not a curated record